UGCCGACGGCACAGCGGUGGAGGGGACGCGCUGCCCGCUGUCACCGCCCCUGGGAGAAACACCGGGUCUGCCGAGCUGCGCCCUCCUGCGCCUGGAACGCGGGCUGCAGCGCCGCCGGGAGCCCCCCGGGCUGCUGGCAAACAAGCACCCACUACGAAGCCGAAGGGAACAGCUGUGCUCGUGGGGCUGAAUUUGGUGCGGAUCCAUUGCCAGAACGACGCCGUCUAUCAGUACCACGUCACCUUCAGCCCCGAGGUGGAGUGCAGGAGCGCCCGCUUCGCCAUGCUGAAGGAGCAGCGGGCGGUGACAGGAGAUGUGACGGCGUUCGAUGGCUCCAUCCUCUUCCUGCCCGUCCUGCUGCCUCAGCCGCUCAGCCUGAAGGCGCUCAGGAGGACGGAUGGGGAGGAGAUCAGCAUCGCCAUCCAGAUCACCAAAGUGCUGGAGCCGAGCUCCGACCUCUGCAUCCCCUUCUACAACGUGGUGUUCCGCAGAGCCAUGAGGAUCCUGGACAUGAAGCCGGUGGGAAGGAAUUUCUACGACCUGUCCAAGGCCAACGUGAUGCAGCGCUACAGGCUGCAGAUUUGGCCGGGUUACUCCGUCAGCAUCCGCAAAAAGGACGCCGGGCUCUUCCUGAUGGUGGACACCGUCCAUAGGAUCAUCCGGAAUGAAUCCGUGCUGGCUUUAAUGCAGUCCAUCUGCAAGCAGAGCCCCAGCAGCUUCCACGACGAGUGCACCAAGCAGCUGGUGGGCAGCACGGUGCUGACCCGCUACAACAACCGCACAUACCGCAUCGAUGACAUCGAGUGGGAGAAGACCCCCAGGGACAGCUUCACCUUGGGCAGCGGGGAGGAGAUCAGCUUCGUGGAUUACUACAGCAAAACGUAUGGGAUCACCGUGCGGGAGUUGGAGCAGCCGCUGCUCAUCCACAGACCCAAGGAGAAGCUGAUGCUGGGGGGCAAGCCCCAGCUGGACAUGGUGCUGCUGCUGCCGGAGCUCACCUUCCUGACCGGCAUCUCGGAGGUCAAGAAGGACGCCCGCAUGCUGAAGGACGUGAUGCAGGAGAUGCUGCAGAGCCCCCAGCAGCACUACGAGUCUCUGUGCAGUUUGCUGCGCCGCAUUCAAUGCAACCAGGAGGCGUUGCAGGAGCUGACGCGCUGGGGGCUCGUCCUGAGCCCCGACAUCCACACGACCCAGGGCCGCAUCCUGCCCUCGGAGCGGGUCAACCUGCGGCGCUGCUCCUUCAUCCCCGCCGAGGACGUGAACUGGACCAAGGAGGUGGUGCGGGAAGCUGCCAUCUCCACGGUCGACAUGAACUGCUGGCUGCUGGUCUACCCGCGGCGCCUGCAGGACGUGACCAAGAGUUUGGUGGCUCUGAUGAGGAGCACCUGCGGCCCCAUCGGCAUGCACAUCAACCAGCCCGCCCUGGUGGAGCUGAAGGACGAGCGCCUCGAGAGCUACGUCCGGACCAUCCGCAGCAUCCUGGGCAGUGAUGACAAAGUGCAGCUGCUGCUGUGCAUCACCAGCGGCACCAAAACAGAUGUGUACAGUGCCAUCAAGAAGCUGUGCUGCGUGCACAGCCCGGUGCCCUCCCAGGUCAUCAAUGCGCGCUCCCUCCUGGGGCACUCGGCCAAGCUGAGGAGCGUCGUGCAGAAGGUGCUGCUGCAGGUCAACUGCAAGCUGGGCGGCGAGCUGUGGGGGGUGGACGUCCCACUGAAGCAGCUGAUGGUGGUCGGGAUGGAUGUGAGCCACAGCAGAGGGACGCGCUCCGUCAUCGGCUUCGUGGCCAGCACCAAUCAGGUGCUGACCAGGUGGUAUUCCCGCGUCGUGUUCCAGCUGCCGCAACAGGAGAUCGCUGACAGCCUGCGCCUCUGCCUGGCCAACGCGCUGCAGCAGUUCCACGAGAUGAACCACUGCCUGCCCAAGAAGAUCGUGGUGUACCGGGACGGCGUGUCGGACAGCCAGCUGGACACGGUGCUCAAAUACGAGAUCCCGCAGCUGCAGAAAUGCUUCGACACCUUCGAGAACUACAGCCCCAGCAUGGCCGUGCUGGUGGUGCAGAAGCAGAUGGGCACCAAUUUCUACUCCGUCUCAUCCGAGCAGCUUUCGGCCGCGCCGGCGGGGACGGUGGUGGAUCACAGCAUCACCAGCACUGAGUGGCAGGAUUUCUUCCUGCUGGCCCACUGCCCGCGGCUGGGCUGCAGCAUCCCCACGCGGUACAUCUGCGUGCUGAACACCGCCAACCUGAGCGCCGAGCACCUGCAGAGGCUGACGUUCAAGCUGUGCCACCUCUACUGGAACUGGCCGGGCACCAUCCGCGUGCCAGCGCCCUGCAAAUACGCGCACAGGUUGGCCUUCCUGGCGGGGCAGGUGCUGCAGCACGAGCCCGACGCGCGGCUGUGCAACAAACUCUUCUUCCUUUAGCCCCGGCGCCGCGGGCUGUGCUGGUGUUCGCUUUCUUUUUUGCGCCCGCGGUUCCUUUUGGGUUGUUUUACUGAGAAAAAGCGAGCGGGGGGGGGGCAGGGCAGAGCUCGGGGCUGGGGGGGUUCCUGGGUUCCUCGGUUCCUGCGCCGGUGCUUCGUUUCUUCCACGCCCUCCUGCCAGCCCUUAUCGCAGCCCUGCUCUCCCCCCACUCUUUAUUUUCCAUUCGCUUUGCCGGCUGAUAGCGGGGAGGAGAUAAGGGGGACUUUGAGUCCUCCACGCUCCGCUCGCACUUUGGAGGGCGCCGCUUUUCUCUCCUGGCUUUUUCUUUCUGCUGUUGGCUUUUGCUUUUCCUGCCCUUUUUUUGGCUGCUGGUUUCCGUUCCCUUCAAUAAAGCUGUUCCUGGCAGCA
Messenger RNA from Phasianus colchicus (ring-necked pheasant), 2829 nucleotides. NCBI's taxonomy places the organism in Eukaryota, Metazoa, Chordata, Aves, Galliformes, Phasianidae. The record is from RefSeq and is a predicted model, not a curated record.